This is a messenger RNA of Coturnix japonica (Japanese quail), 783 nucleotides long. Its product is annotated as basic phospholipase A2 Cdr-13-like. Gene Ontology annotation, molecular function: calcium ion binding; phospholipid binding. The record is from RefSeq and is a predicted model, not a curated record. NCBI's taxonomy places the organism in Eukaryota, Metazoa, Chordata, Aves, Galliformes, Phasianidae. Gene Ontology annotation, biological process: lipid catabolic process; negative regulation of T cell proliferation; arachidonate secretion.
GUGAUACAGCUUUAUUGUCAUCACUGCUGGUAUGAAUGGGGGCAGGGGGAUUUCCUGCCUUCAUGUAAAGGGGAAGGAUAGUGCCUUCUCCUUUACAGAAAAGCCCCACUCGCAGAACUGGACAAGCUGAGCAUCUCACAAAAGGUUUGUGGAAGUGAAAGCAAGCCCUAUAUAAAUGGGGCCGUGCCAACCACACAGCAAUGAGCAGCAGAGGCUUUCCCGAGGGCAGCAGGAAAGAUGAAUGCUCUCCUUGCGUUGGCCGUGCUGUUUGCUUGGGGCUCAUCGUUGGCUGGUGGGAGCCUCUGGCAGCUGCACAAGGUGGUCACAAAGAUGACAGGGAAAAACGCCGUGCUGUAUUACUCCUCCUAUGGCUGCUACUGUGGCAUGGGGGGCCGAGGGCAGCCCAAAGAUGCCACAGACAGAUGCUGCCAGCUGCACGACAUCUGCUAUGACAGCCUGCAGCACUACCACUGCAACGCCAAGCAGCAGCACUAUCGGUACAGCUGGCGCGGCGGCCGCCUCACCUGCAAUAAUGAUUUGUGGUGUGCCCAGCUGUCCUGUGAGUGUGACCGCAGCCUGGGGCUGUGCCUGCAGAGGAGCACGUGGAGCUACAAGUGGCGCUACGUCCUGUACCCCAAGCGCAAGUGCAGGUGAUGAACACGUACAAAGUGAAGACUCUCCAGGUUGAGUUUGGAUGAGUUUUGCAUCUGCAGCUGAGCCCCUGCAUGGAUCACAUUCGUGUUGAACUUAAUCAAUGUGAAAAUAAACUAUGCAUUUAAAUCA